This is a messenger RNA of Mercurialis annua (annual mercury), 1492 nucleotides long. Its product is annotated as phosphoenolpyruvate/phosphate translocator 2, chloroplastic-like. The coding region runs from base 129 to 1343 and encodes 404 amino acids. The record is from RefSeq and is a predicted model, not a curated record. Gene Ontology annotation, molecular function: antiporter activity. The transcript has 8 exons. Gene Ontology annotation, biological process: transmembrane transport. Lineage: Eukaryota; Viridiplantae; Streptophyta; Magnoliopsida; Malpighiales; Euphorbiaceae. Gene Ontology annotation, cellular component: Golgi apparatus; membrane.
GUAGGAAGCAGGAACAACCUGGACCACAUGCCCACAUAUUGUGUACCAUUCAUGCAAAGUUUAAAGAAAUAAAAUGAAAAAAAUAUCUUGAAUUUCUGGCUUUCUUACCUUUUUUUUUCAGCCUAAAAAUGCAAGCAGCAUUAGUUCUGUCUCUUUCAAUUCCAUUUCUCAAACCACACAAACUUCUUUAUGCAAAUUCCGACUCCAACCAAACUUUUAUAAAACCUCUUAAACUCGAUUAUAGUCAUUCUAAUGGCGUUUCGUGCCGAAAAGCUUCGUUGUCAUUGGAUUCCUUCAGGACUAGUCGAGUUUCUACUUCAUUUCUAUGUUCAUAUCGCAGUAAAUGCAUCAGUUUCAAGGUCUGUGCUGCUUCGGUACCUGAUAGCUCGAGCGAAACAACGAGUGAAUUGGGUCAGAUUGCUGAACUUGGUGCUAUGUUUGGAAUUUGGUAUGUUUUGAACAUCUACUACAAUAUUUUGAACAAGCAGGUUCUGAAGGUAUAUCCAUAUCCAGCAACAGUAACAGCAUUUCAACUGGGGUGUGGAAGUUUGAUGAUUAUUACAAUGUGGGCAUUCAAUCUUUAUGAGAAGCCAAAGCUGAGUCGCUCACAGUUUGCAGCAAUAUUGCCAUUGGCUUUAGCACACACAAUGGGGAACAUAUUAACAAAUGUGAGUCUAGGCAAAGUUUCAGUUUCAUUCACUCAUACUAUCAAAGCAAUGGAGCCCUUCUUCACUGUCUUAUUUGCUUCCCUCUAUUUUGGUCAGAGGCCAUCUUUGUGGAUUGUUGGUUCCUUAGUACCAAUAGUAGGUGGAGUGGCAUUGGCAUCAUUCACUGAGGCCUCUUUUAACUGGAUUGGCUUCUCUACUGCAAUGGCUUCUAAUGUAACUAACCAAUCUCGCAAUGUACUUAGCAAAAACUUCAUGCUUAACCAAGAGGAAGCUUUGGAGAACAUCAAUUUGUUUUCAGUAAUAACAAUAAUUUCAUUUAUCCUGCUAGCUCCCACAGCUAUUUUAAUAGACGGCUUCAAGUUUAGUCCUUCGUUUUUCCAGUCCGCUGCAAAUCAAGGUUUGAAUGUGAGAGAGCUAUGUGUAAGAGCUCUUCUAGCUGGCUUCUGCUUCCACUCUUAUCAACAAGUGUCGUAUAUGAUAUUACAAAUGGUAAAUCCAGUAACUCAUGCAGUAGGAAAUUGUGUAAAGCGUGUGGUCGUAAUAAUCUCCUCAGUAAUUUUCUUCCAGACGCCAAUAUCACCUAUGAAUUCACUCGGAACUGCUGUGGCUCUUGCCGGGGUGUUCCUGUACUCAAGAGCCAAAAGGAUAAAGCCAAUGCCAACACAGACUUCAUAAUUAAUUCAAUGAAUCAUACAAAUAUGUACUUAAAGAAACCUCAUUUUGCAAUUGUUCAUAGGCCUGCUUUCUAACACUCGAGACAUAUGACAUUUUUUUAUGUAUUCUUUUAUUAGUUUGAUACUAAUUUAAUUCAAAUUGUUUAAUUC